This is a messenger RNA of Brienomyrus brachyistius, 3518 nucleotides long. RefSeq names its product integrin beta-1-like. The transcript is spliced from 16 exons. Gene Ontology annotation, molecular function: C-X3-C chemokine binding; collagen binding involved in cell-matrix adhesion; integrin binding. The record is from RefSeq and is a predicted model, not a curated record. Gene Ontology annotation, cellular component: cell surface; focal adhesion; integrin complex. Gene Ontology annotation, biological process: integrin-mediated signaling pathway; cell migration; cell adhesion mediated by integrin. The coding region runs from base 270 to 2660 and encodes 796 amino acids. NCBI's taxonomy places the organism in Eukaryota, Metazoa, Chordata, Actinopteri, Osteoglossiformes, Mormyridae.
CAGCUUCUGCUCUGCGGACGGAGUGGGGUUGCGUACUCAACUCGACUAACGGCACACUACCUGUAAUCAUAGCUUCAUUUAAAUUUUAUAUCUAAUAUAGAAAAUGCUAUGCAGUGGAGAGAAUCGAAGGCAGUUCCCCCCUAAUGUAAUAGCAAGUACUUAAUAGUUCUGUAGCCAGACUACAUUACUGCGGUAUUAGGAGCACUUGGUAGAAUUUAUGAAUUUUAGGGAAUAAAAUCACCGGUGCGUUUUCCUGGAAUCGUUAUAAGAUGUCCACGAGGCUGCCUCAUACAGUGGUCUUCAUUGCUGUCAUUUGUGCCACCAGUGCCCAACAAGAGGGAAGCAAGUGUGUCCAUGCUGAUGCCAAGUCCUGUGGGGAGUGUAUACAGGCGGGAGAGACCUGCGCCUGGUGCUCAGACCCCAAUUUCCUGAAGCAGGGAGAGCCAACCUCGUCCCGGUGCGAUGAGCUGAAGGUUCUGAGGAGGAAGAACUGCUCAGCAGCCAUGAUUGAGAAUCCGCACGGCAGUCGGAGGAUUGAGCUGGACAAGCCUGUCACCAACCGCCACAAGAGCAAGGCGGCGUGGCCGAGACCUGAGGAGAUAACGCAGAUACAGCCGCAGAAGCUCUCCAUGGAGCUGAGGAUCGGGGAACCCCAGUCCUUUAAUUUGACCUUCAAGCGAGCUGAUGACUACCCCAUUGACCUCUACUACCUCAUGGACCUCUCUUACUCCAUGAACGAUGACCUGCAAAAUGUUAAGAACCUGGGAACAGCCCUCAUGGAGGAGAUGAAGAGCAUCACCUCGGAUUUCCGAAUCGGCUUCGGCUCCUUCGUGGAAAAGACGGUGAUGCCCUUCAUCAGCACCUCACCAGCCAUGAUGCAGAACCCGUGCUCUCUGCACCAGCAUUGCACUAGUCCCUUCAGCUACAAGAAUGUGCUGAGCCUCACCAGUAACGGGACGGAGUUUAACCGGCUGGUGAGCGAGCAGCAGAUCUCCGGCAACCUGGACUCCCCGGAGGGAGGCUUUGACGCCAUGAUGCAGGUGGCCGUCUGUGGGGAACACAUCGGCUGGAGGAACGUGACUCGGUUGCUGGUCUUCUCCACCGACGCCGGCUUCCACUUCGCCGGAGAUGGCAAGCUGGGUGGCAUCGUGCUGCCCAACGAUGGCAAGUGCCACCUGGUGGACAACAUCUACAGCAUGAGCCACUACUACGACUAUCCCUCCAUCGCACAUCUGGUCCAGAAGCUGAGCGAGAACAACAUCCAGACCAUCUUUGCCGUCACACAGGACUUUCAGCCUAUUUACAAGGAACUGAAGAACCUCAUUCCCAAGGCUGCAGUGGGGACCUUGUCGUCCAAUUCCAGCAACGUCAUCCAGCUCAUCAUCGACGCCUACAAUUCCUUAUCAUCUGAAGUGAUUCUGGAGAACAGCAAGCUACCAGCUGGUGUGAGCAUGGCAUACACGUCUCACUGCAAGGAUGGCAUCGCUCGAAGGGGCGAGGAUGGCAGGAAGUGCCUAAAUAUAUCAAUCGGGGAUGCGGUGACUUUCACCAUCAGUGUCACAGCACAGAAAUGCUUGAAGGACAACAAGGAGCAUUCCAUCAAGAUCAAGCCCCUGGGCUUCAACGAGGAGGUGGAGAUCCUGCUUAGCUUCAUCUGCACGUGUGCCUGUCAGCAGCAUGGCGAGCCCAACAGCCCACGGUGCCAUGGCGGAAACGGCACAUUCGAAUGUGGGGCCUGCAGGUGUAACGAAGGUCGCAUCGGCCAGCUAUGCGAGUGCAGCACGGACGAGGUUGACACCAAGGACAUGGAUGUCAACUGUCGCCGUGACAAUGGCAGCGAGAUCUGCAGCAACAACGGGGACUGCAUCUGCGGAACGUGCGUGUGUCACAAGAGGCAGAACCCGGAGGAGCGCUACUCAGGGAAGUACUGCGAGUGCGACAACUUCAACUGCGAUCGCUAUGAAAGCAAGCUGUGUGGAGGACACGGCCGCUGCGAGUGCCGUGUGUGCAUCUGCGACGCCAACUACACGGGCAGUGCAUGCGACUGCCCGCUGGACACCACGUCCUGUCUGGCCCCCAACCAACAGAUCUGCAACGGCCGUGGUGUCUGUGAGUGCGGCGUGUGCAAGUGCACCGAUGACAAAUACCAGGGGCGGACCUGCGAGAGCUGCCGCACCUGCCCCGAUGCCUGCAUCGAGCACAAGGACUGCGUUGAGUGCAGGGCCUUCGGCACUGGGGAGAAGAAGAAGAACUGCAGUGAAGAGUGUGGGUACUUCGUGCUGGAACUCGUGGACGAUCAGAAGUCGCUGCCGGACUCUGGGCAACACAUCCCCUGUAAACAGCGGGCCGAAAAUGACUGCUGGUUCUACUACAUCUACGGGGUCGUCAAUGGCACGCAGGAAAUGGUGUAUGUAGCUAAAAAGCAAGAGUGUCCGGUGGCUCCCGACAUCCUCCCCAUCGUUCUGGGGGUGGUGGUGGGCAUCGUGCUGAUUGGCUUGGCCCUGCUGAUGAUUUGGAAGCUGCUCACUGUCAUCCAUGACCGGCGGGAGUUUGCCAAGUUCGAGAAGGAGAAGUUGAACGCCAAAUGGGACUCGGGCGAGAAUCCCAUCUACAAGAGUGCCGUGACAACCAUCAUCAAUCCCAAAUACGAGGGCAAGUGAUGGACCUACUUCCACCGUACGCUAACAGGAGCACUGAGAACGGUGGGGGGAGGGGGGGGAAUUUAUUUACUUGCUUUUCUUUUUGUGGCACAAUACAGUAUGUUACGCAUUCAUAGCCACCCUCAUAGUAUGUUUAAAGAACAUAUUUAAAGAACAUAUUUUUAAUACGUCAGUUGUGUGAUGUACAGCAUGUGUGUGUUGGACAUUUGUCAAGGGUGAAAGAUCGUACCUUGGACUGUCGGUCUUAUGGCCCAAUAGUGACUGCGGCUAAGGAUUUGAGCUAAUCUAAAGCUGAUGGUUCUAGGAUGCUUCCUCUACCAUUUGGGGGCUUGCUGUUGGACCCAUGAGUUACCUACCCACCCUAAAGUACUUCAUUAAAAAUGGUUAAAUCAUAAGUGAGGUGUAUUGUAAGAUUGCUCCAGUGUGAUAAGCAUGCUGGCUAAAUCCCCCCCCCCCCUCCCACAAUGCCAGUGCAUUUACAGGGUGAAACAUUGUGGCUGUAUGGUGAAUAAACCAUCUCUGGCCUUUUCCAGAACCACAGAACGUACAGGGUGUGUCUGUAACUCAGGGAACCGGCUGAUUGGCCAUCAGUGUCAGUGAGCUUUAACUGGGAUCCCGAAAGCUUUAGCGAUGCUAACAUGCUACUCGCUUUCCAUUAGAGUGCCCAAGACAUGUUAGUGUUUCUGCUCUGUGAACAGCGGCUUUUAAACACCUCACUAUCACUUAUGUGCCUGUAACUGCACUCUGCACAGUCUUGGUGCUAAAGACCUCCUUUUUUUUCUGCCUGGUGUCCUCUGUGUUCACCUUUUCCAACCUGUUUCCUAAGUUAUUUAUUAAAUAAAGCGGCAGCGUGACUCA